Molecule: messenger RNA, 540 nt
Organism: Haemonchus placei
Lineage: Eukaryota; Metazoa; Nematoda; Chromadorea; Rhabditida; Trichostrongylidae
Source: the annotation of a GenBank genome assembly
AUGCUACCACAGGAUCUCAUGAAAACAAUAGAUAAUUUAAACCUAACGGAAAAGGGCGAACUAAUAAGCUUCUUGUCGGACUGGUACAAUGGAAGAAUAAAGAAGCCGGAAAAUAAGGCGGAAAUCGUGGAACUGCUUCAAGAGAAAUUACCAACGGUCUACGACAAGAUCCACAGUCUGAACACUACAUUUUAUACCAAAUUCCAGAGCUUGAAGCCUGAAACCCAAGAACUACUUCGCUCGUGGCGAGACAAGGCGAUUUCGUUGGAAGGAGAUACCCCUGCUGAAUCGGCCGCCAAAAGACUACAAUUCCUGAGAGAUGUCGCAUUAUCCGUACAGACGAUGAACAACGAGACGAAGGAAGAUAUACGAUCGCAAUUCCCUACAGCUGUUAACUUGACUGAAGGAUUCGGCUUCACGGUGCUCACGACGCUCGCAAUGAUCGCGCAAAAGAUCAUGGAAUCUUUCAGCACAAUCGCUGCUGCCGUUACCGGUGCACCUCAGGAUGCACCUCAGGAAUGUCCUAUUCCUGUCCGCUGA